This is a messenger RNA of Theobroma cacao (cacao), 690 nucleotides long. Lineage: Eukaryota; Viridiplantae; Streptophyta; Magnoliopsida; Malvales; Malvaceae. The record is from the annotation of a RefSeq genome assembly.
AUGGCAAAAAAGAAAGCAUUCACCCCCCUUCUAUAUCUUGCAUCUAUAGUAUUUUUGCCCUGGUGGAUCUCUCUCUCAUUUAAUAAAAGUCUGAAAUCUUGGGUUACUAAUUGGUGGAAUACUAGGCAAUCCGAAACUUUUUUGAAUGAUAUUCAAGAAAAGAGUAUUCUAGAACAAUUCAUAGAAGUAGAGGAACUCUUCCUGUUGGACGAAAUGAUAAAAGAAUACCCGGAAACACAUCUACAAAAACUUCGGAUAGGAAUCCACAAAGAAACGAUCCAAUUGAUCAAGAUGCACAAUGAGGAUCGUAUCCAUACUAUUUUGCACUUCUCGACAAAUCUAAUCUGUUUCGUUAUUCUAAGUGGUUAUUCUAUUUUGGGUAAUGAAGAACUUGUUAUUCUUAACUCUUGGGUUCAAGAAUUCCUAUAUAAUUUAAGCGACACAAUAAAAGCUUUUUCUAUUCUUUUAUUAACUGAUUUAUGUAUCGGAUUCCAUUCGCCCCACGGUUGGGAACUAAUGAUUGGCUAUAUCUACAAAGAUUUUGGAUUUGCUCAUAAUGAUCAAAUUAUAUCUGGUCUUGUUUCCACCUUUCCAGUCAUUCUAGAUACAAUUUUUAAAUAUUGGAUCUUUCGUUAUUUAAAUCGUGUAUCUCCGUCACUUGUAGUUAUUUAUCAUUCAAUGAACGACUGA